Molecule: messenger RNA, 2352 nt
Organism: Protopterus annectens (West African lungfish)
Lineage: Eukaryota; Metazoa; Chordata; Ceratodontiformes; Protopteridae
Product: zinc finger protein 501-like
Exons: 4
Coding region: 176-1684 (502 amino acids)
Biological process (GO): negative regulation of transcription by RNA polymerase II
Molecular function (GO): DNA-binding transcription repressor activity, RNA polymerase II-specific
Source: RefSeq, a predicted model, not a curated record
GUAGUGUGGACUACUGGGUUUAACCAUAUGAGUGGAAUCUCUGAAGACAGGAAAUGCAUUUUUCUCUUGCGUCUUAAAGGUUUCAGCCAUUCUCUGAAAAAAUUGCAGUUCUCUUCAGUAAAUGUUAGUUACACUGUCUUAACAGAAGUGGUGCUGCUAUCUAAAACAAAGAAUCAUGAAACUGGAGUCUCCAGAAAAAUUUGAAGAUGUUGCUAUCACAUUUUCAGAUGAAGAGUGGAUAAUGCUAAGCGAGAAGAAAAGGAAGCUGUACAGGGAAGUGAUGGUACAGAAUUAUGAAAUGAUGACUUCUUUAGGCUACUGCAUUCCAGAGGAAGAGCUGUUGGCACUUAUUGAAAGGAAGGUGCCACAGCCUGGUAGUCAUGUUCAGCAGAAACAGAAGAAGUGGAAGGAUCUUUAUCCAAAAGGUACUCAGCACUCUGGAAAACCUGUCAUCUCUCUAUCAGAACUUGUAGAAGGCCUUGAAAAAUUUGCUGGCAAAAUAAAAUUUAAAUACUCCUCCCAUCAAACAAGUUUUUCAGAUGAAGUACCAUUACUUAAAAAUACCACAAACAAUCAAAUGGAUCAACUGGCAAAAAGUUUUGGACAGAAAACUAAAAUAGCAUGUAAGACGGUUGCUGAAUACAAAACAAAUCAGGUGACACCUAAAGCACGUCAGCACACUGAUUGUCAAAAAAGCUCCCAGUGCAAACAUCAUGCCAGACAGUGUAAUCCUACAGAUAAGAAACUGAUAAAAAGUGCUGCUUGUGGACCGAGUUCUAAACACAGAACUUACUUGAAUGAAAAGCACCAGCCAGACCAAAAUAAUAAACAUACGAGUGAAAAUUCCAUGAAACAUGCUGAAUACAAUAGUCAUGUAAAUAGAUUUCAGAGUAAGAAUGCCCAGCAAGUUCAGUCUAAGGAAAAAACCUAUAAGUGUGCUGAGUGUGGUAAGUGUUACAAACAUAAAUCACAUCUUCAUAGACAUCAAAUGAAUCAUACGGGAUUAAAACGUUAUGAGUGUAAAGAUUGUGGAAAAUCACACAAAGACAAAGCAGCUCUUCACCGCCAUCACUGGGUACAUACAAAAAAGAAACCAUUUGAAUGUACUGUGUGCCGGAUAGGUUUUACAAGGAAAGCUAAUUUUAUGGCUCACAGUUUGAUACAUAAUUCAGAAAAUAUGUUUAAAUGCAGUGAUUGUGGGCGAACUUUCACUCGGAAGCCUUCACUCAUUGAACAUCAGUUUGUCCAUGCUGAAGUGAGACCGUUUAAGUGCAUCACAUGUGGGAAGAGUUUUGCUAGGCAUACUCGACUUGUUAGACAUGCUGUGAUUCACACACAAGAGAAGCCUUUUAAAUGUACUGAAUGUGGAAGAUGUUUCAAUUACAGACCACAUCUUAUUAGACACCAGAUAAUUCACACAGUGACGCCUUUUGUGUGUGAAGUGUGUGGAAAGGGUUUUAGAAGAGAAAGUUAUCUUCUCAGCCAUCAUUUUGUGCAUACAGGAGAGAGGCCUUUUGAAUGUAGUAAGUGCUGGAGGACGUUUGCAGAGAAAGCUCAAGUCUCUCAACAUGAGAAAAUCCACAACCAGGAACGCAAGUUUAUAUGUUCUGACUGUGGAAAGAGUUACACAGCUAAAGCAAAUUUAUAUCGACACCAGCAAAUUCAUACAGCUAAAGUCAGUUGAACAUGUGGGAGAAACAGACAAAUGUAGGUUUUGUAAAACAGAAUUGGAAACCGCUGCACAUCUUUUUGCUAGUUGUGGUAUGCUAAUGUCAGCAGGAUUGUAUACUGCAAGGCAUAAUAAUGUGGCAAGACUGUUGCAUUGGGGAUUGUGCAUACAUUAUGAUAUGUAAUAUAGAAGAAGAUGAAAAACAUUGGAAAAAUGAGCCACAAAGCAUUAUAGGAUAUGAAGUUUAUAUCACAUGGAAUCACCCAUUACCAGCAGUUCAAAAAUUAGAUCCGAGAACACCAGAUAUUGUAGUCCAUGAAAAGAAAACAAAAGUAGCAUUGAUCACUGAAAUUGCUGAAUGCAGUGACUACAGUGUCUUACAUGCAGAGAGACACUUAAGUCAUAAAAUACCAGAAUUAGCACCCCAAAAGACUUGGAGAAAUUAAGAAGUGGUAAACCUGCAACAUUAUAAAUGGAUGUAUCUGUAUGAAGUUAUUUGCAACUAAAUAAUUUUAAAUUUUUUUUAAAUUUUUAAAUAAUAAUCAGAUGUCUAAACUGCAUGGAAGUUUAGAAAAGUCAUAAGCUAAUAGAGUAAAAUGACCUGAUAUGAUUUUCAAAUGUCAUAUGAAGUCAUUUUGGCUUUUGAUCAUAGAAAAUACUAAUUAAAAAAAAGUUUGGCCGUA